AGUGCCCCGGAAGUAAAACUUUUCUGCUACUACGGUUGGACUUAGCAGUUAGCACCCUGUUCGAUAGAGUUUUUCUAUUGAAUAAAUCGUGAUUUGCCUAUUUGGUGAGGUGGACGUGGGGUGGUAGUAUAUUAUAAAAUAAACAUGGCAACAAAAAUAUUAAUUUAGUUUAUCAAAGCAAAACGACCACACAUUAACAAGCAGCACAAACAGCAGCUAAGGUUGGUUAGCAUUGCUCGGAGCUAUGAGCCUGGCAGUUGGACGCGAACCGAGGAAGACUGCGGGAAACCGCAUGUCCAAACUCCUGGAUGCUGAAGAAGAGGAUGAGUUCUACAAAACAACAUACGGGGGCUUCAACGAUGAAUCGGGAGAUGACGAAUAUCACGGAGAGCACUCGGACACAGAGGAUGAGGUGGACAGCGACUUCGAUAUCGACGAGGGUGAGGAGCCCGACAGUGACCAGGAGGAAGAUGCUCCUCGGAGGAAGAGUCGGGUUGUCACAAAAGCUUAUAAGGAGCCUAUAAAGGUGGCAAAACCCAAACCUAAAAAACCCAAUGAGGAGCAGAAGAGGACAGAGAAAACCAAAGUGGAGCUCAAACGGAGGAUUCCUCAAGAAUUUCACGAUUUUGCUGAACCUCGGAAGUCUGUGCGACAGUCCACCAGUGAACACACCAGGAAGACCAACCUUCGCCUACAGGAGCGUCAGGAUGCUCCUAGGAGACGGAGAGGCGCUCACCGGGACCGACCUUUGACCCAGGAGGAGCUGCUGGCAGAGGCUAAGAUCACAGCUGAGGUCAACAUUCGGUCUCUGGAGAACUACGAGCGUCUGGAAGCAGACAAGAAGAAGCAGGUCCAUAAGAAGCGACGCUUCGAGGGACCGACCAUCCGCUACCACUCGGUCCUGAUGCCCCUGGUCUCUCACUCGCUCCUUAAAGAAGAAAAUGUUGACGUGGAGGGGCUGGAUCAGGACAUCUCUCAGACGGCACCGCAGAAUCCCACCACGCCGUCCCAGCAGCCCACUGGAGGACUGUGCUCCCGGACUUACAUAACGUUCAGCGACGACGAAGCCUUCGAGGCGACCUUCCCUCCCGCCGCCCAGCCCGGCCCCCAGAUCCCCGUUCAGGAGAUCUGCCCCGUCACGCACAAGGCGGCGCUGUACCGGGACCCGGUCACCGACAUCCCCUACGCCAACGCGCGAGCCUUCCGCAUCAUCCGAGAGGCGUACCGCAAAUACGUGGCGGCUCACGGGUUUCCGAGCAGCUCGGCGGCAAGCGCGGGAGGCGACGCCUCUUCCAUGAAGGGAGUCCGUCAGAAAAUGGUCGUCAAGCAAAGUGGGUUUACCACGUAGUGUCCUCGUUUGGCUUUCAGUGGGCGUAGGGUUUGUUUUCUAUCUGGAAGUCAGCGGAUGUUUUGCAUCUGAACAGAAUUUAAACCAUCUACACACGAUGGGAUGCGCUGCCUGGACUCAAUAGAGUUGUUGUUUUUUUCUCCA
This is a messenger RNA of Poecilia reticulata (guppy), 1492 nucleotides long. RefSeq names its product vacuolar protein sorting 72 homolog a (gene vps72a). Lineage: Eukaryota; Metazoa; Chordata; Actinopteri; Cyprinodontiformes; Poeciliidae. The record is from RefSeq and is a predicted model, not a curated record. Gene Ontology annotation, cellular component: nucleus.